AUGGGCGAGGGACUUCUUAAGCGAGCCGCACCACAUGCCCGCUCAGCCGCCUUGAUGACCCCAGCCAUGCGAGGGAAAGUCAAGAGCACUGUCAUGGAGGUGGACGAGCGUGUUCACACCUUAACUGAGAGUUUUGAGCCCUUUGCGCCUGAAGCUCGCCCAGGCAAUCGGUUAUUGGACCGCUAUGUGGACCGUCUCCACUUUGACGAGCGCGAUCCUACCCAGGAUAGGCGACCAUAUCUAGACGAGCUCAUCGCGAAGGCGAGGGCCGACCCUUUAACAGUACUGGCUGUGACUGAUGGCUCUGUCCCUCAGUCCAACCAGUAUCAGGCAGCUUCGGCAGCCAUCAUCUACAAGGGACAUUGCGAGCUCGAAAGGACUUGUUAUGUCUCUGGCAGAGUCACCACCCCCGAUGCAGAACUCAAUGCCAUCUCGUGUGCACCCAUAGAGCAGUCGACCCUUCCGUGCACUCUGGUCAGGCUUUCAGCUUCUCAGUUUGUCGCACUCUCCAAGAGUGGUUUGAGGCAGAUGAUCUCUGCCACAUCACCUUUAUAUAUGUUCCCUCUGCUUUGCGGUGAUAUCUAUGGUGAGGCACACAAGUACGUCACCGAACUCAAAGUCAGGGUUGGACGUCGCAAGAUGGUCAACUCUAUAGAUGCGCUACGCUCUCGAGCGGCACACUCAGUCCUGGAUUCAUGGAGUUCCACUUUCCAGGAUCCAACUUACCGAGGCUCUGAAUUCUUGGAGCUCCAACAGCCUGACAGGCGGCCGCUACAGCCAUCGUACCUCAAUGGGGGACCUUGGCUUUCAACUUUCGGACACAGUAUCACUGAGUUCGCCCGCGUUUGCCAGUGUAUAACUGGCCACGCGCCCAUUGGAGCAUAUUAUCAUCACUUCAAGAUCAAUGAGCCUCAUGGCUGCACUUGUGGGGCUGCUUUGCAGUCUCACCAGCACGUCCUCUUUCGCUGUCGCGACCGCUACUCCGUGCAUUACCCCCGUUUUCUUGGGGAUAUUGCAUCUUUUAUGAAGUACAACCCCACAGCGUUUGGCUUCAACCAGGACCCCUCAGGUGUCGGGUAA
Molecule: messenger RNA, 1080 nt
Organism: Cyclocybe aegerita
Lineage: Eukaryota; Fungi; Basidiomycota; Agaricomycetes; Agaricales; Hemipholiotaceae
Source: the annotation of a GenBank genome assembly